This is a messenger RNA of Magallana angulata, 2635 nucleotides long. RefSeq lists its product as uncharacterized. The record is from RefSeq and is a predicted model, not a curated record. The transcript has 2 exons. Gene Ontology annotation, biological process: DNA integration. Lineage: Eukaryota; Metazoa; Mollusca; Bivalvia; Ostreida; Ostreidae. Bases 12 to 2096 code for a protein of 694 amino acids. Gene Ontology annotation, molecular function: nucleic acid binding.
UGGUCCCACGAAUGUACUUUAAAGAGUCUUUGAGCCACUUGGACUGGGUACAACUACAUGUAUUUUCAGACGCCUCGGAGUUAGCUGUGUCAGCCGUUGCGUAUCUCAGGUCUUGCUACAAAGGAGAAAUCAGUGUGUCCUUUAUUAUGGGAAAGGCAAAACUGGCUCCCUCCAAAGGCCACACAAUACCUCGCCUGGAGCUUUGCGCAGCUUUGUUGGCUACAGAAGUUGGAGAAUUCAUCAGGAAGAAUUUACAGACCACAUUAGAAGAGAUUCGAUACCAUACAGACAGCAAGGUUGUGUUGGGCUACCUUAACAACAAAACCAGACGCUUCUUCAACUAUGUCAGCAACCGCGUAGAGCGCAUAUUAUCAGUGACAGAGCCAAAGCAAUGGUUUUAUGUGUCGACAGUUGACAACCCAGCAGAUCAUGGUACAAGGGGCCUGAGAUCUGUUGGAGACCUCCAAGAAAAAUGGCUUAAGGGACCGUCUUUCUUGAUACACCCUGAACUCAGCGCUACACAGGAGUAUUCACUCGUGUCACCUGAAUUGGAUAAGGAGAUCAGAAUUGAAGUGAAGAAAACGACUUGUGCGUUGGAUGAGGAUUUCGCGGACAGAUGCAACAGAUUCAGUCGUUGGCACAAGUUAGUUAGUGUAAUAACUCUCAUAAAGGGACGUGCUAGACGUCGUUUCAAAAGGAAAGGAGGAAACGAACCAGUGAGGCUGAGGGAGGAGUCUGAAGAGGUCCUAAUCAAGAUCAUUCAGAAGCAAGCAUAUGGAGACGAAAUAGCUUCAUUGAGUACAAAGUCACCUGUCUCCAGAGCAAGUCCUCUGUGUCGUUUAUCUCCUGUCUUGGACGAAAAAGGGAUCCUGCGAGUUGGUGGGAGACUUUCUCAGAGCAGCCUACCAGUAGAACAGCGGAACCCAAUCAUUCUACCCGGAAAGUCUCAUCUAACCGUUCUACUUGUACGUCAUAUUCAUGAACUUGUGCACCACCAAGGCAGACUCAUUACCGAGGGCGCUCUUCGCAACCAUGGGUACUGGGUGACGGGCUCUAAGAGAGUUGUAUCUUCUCUUCUACACAAAUGUAUAGUGUGUCGAAAGCUCAGAGGAAACUUUGAAUACCAGAAGAUGGCAGACUUGCCCACGGAUCGCAUUGAGCCAGGGCCUCCAUUCACAUCUGUGGGAGUAGAUACGUUUGGCCCAUGGAUGGUUAUAUCAAGGAAAACUAGAGGGGGUAUGGCACACAACAAGAGGUGGGCUUUGCUUUUUACCUGCCUCACAACCAGAGCAGUUCAUAUAGAAGUAGUAGAAGAUAUGACUAGUUCUUCUGUAAUUAACGCAAUCCGUCGCCUCGUGGCCAUCAGAGGAGAGGUCAGAGAGUUUCGCUCUGACCGAGGUACCAACUUCGUUGGAGCCGCUGACGAGAUGAAGACAAAUGUAGUAAACAUUGAAGAUGAGCCAUUUAAAGACCACCUAGACCGCCAUGGGAUAACUUGGAUCUUCAACGCACCCCACUCCUCCCACAUGGGUGGAGUGUGGGAACGCAUGAUAGGCAUCGCAAGGAGGAUCUUGGACUCAAUGUUUCUUAGACAGCAACGUGAGAUCACCCACGAAGUCCUCGUUACACUGAUGGCAGAGGUCAGCGCCAUCAUUAACUCGAGACCCAUUACUGCUAUUUCAUAUGACUCAAACGCUCCCAUGAUUCUCAGUCCUUCGUUACUUCUCACUCAGAGGACCACAGGAUGCCCCACUUUAUGUGAAGGUUUGGAUAUCAAGGACAUCUACAAGGCACAGUGGCGCCAUGUCCAAGUUUUAGCAAACACCUUCUGGAAACAGUGGAAGGAACAGUUUCUCCAGAGCCUGCAAUCUCGUCGCAAGUGGACUGAGGAAAGACCAAACAUCAAAAUAGGAGAUGUGAUUUUGCUGAAGGACUCGAGCUUACCCAGAUUUCAGUGGCCGGUUGGAACCGUAGAGAGUGUGUAUCCGUCUCAUAAUGAUAACCAUGUGCGUAAAGUGCAAGUUCGAAUUGUAAGAGAUGGUAAACCAGUAAUCCUCACCCGUCCUAUUACUGAACUGGUGCUGUUAAUAAACUGAACUACUACCAAAGAGACUUUAAUUUUUCACACUUCAAAGUACAUUGAUCUAUCUGUAUUUGUAUACAGUGCUAUUUUUUAUUGUCAGGUAGUUGUAUGAGAUUUUUAGACAUGCAAAUGAAACCAGUUGGGUAACUUCUAGUCAUUGUCAGUAUUACAGGUACUAUGUUAAGGGUUGUCGGAAAAAGGAUUUGUUAGGGUAUUUGAUGCAUUCAUUUUUUAGUGUGAAAGGUACACAGUAAGGUUUGUGAAAUUUGUUUUCUAGUUAUAAUUGUACAUCAUUUUUCAAACAAAUAGUAUGUUAGCGAUAUCUUGCAGAUAUCGGACGGGGAGUGUGGUGGAUCGCAUUCCGUUUCUAUCCGAUCCGUUUAUAUCAGUUUAUUUUGUCGAAAUUGUCACGAACUGUUUUCCGUAUUAACUUUUGGCGCUAUAUUUUAGCUUCGCACAUUUUCCUAUGUUCCAAGGCAUUCUGUCUUUCUACUCUUGCCAAAACUUACAGUCAUUACCAGUCUUUUACGAUAUUAAAUCGUUAUCUAUCUG